Molecule: messenger RNA, 10508 nt
Organism: Pararge aegeria (speckled wood butterfly)
Lineage: Eukaryota; Metazoa; Arthropoda; Insecta; Lepidoptera; Nymphalidae
Gene: Ten-m
Product: teneurin-m
Exons: 20
Coding region: 182-9802 (3206 amino acids)
Biological process (GO): motor neuron axon guidance
Source: RefSeq, a predicted model, not a curated record
CAAGGAAACACGUCCUGGCAAACCUGUGCCGGUGCCCUACGCACCCGCCCUGACGUUGUGCAGUGAACGAGAUCGAACAUACGCUGUGAUUAGUUUUCAGUGCAGGUUUCGACCAACAGUGAUUGUGAACGUGACAAAUAAAAAAAUUGUGAAUUGAGUGCACUAUGCAGUUAUAUACGUUAUGAAUGGUCUGGACCGCUGCUUCUUCGAUCAACGUGAGUCGCAACAGCAUGGGGAUGACUGCGGUUACAGUUAUAUAAGCCUGGGCCGCCUACACCCCUACGGCUCGGGCAGCGGCUCGAGCAGCGGCAGCGGCCGGCGCCGCACGCGCCGCGGCCUGUCCGACUCCCCCACCGCACCCACCACCCCCACCUCGGCCUCAGACAACGCGUCCGACGCCACGCUCACCGACUCGGAGCUACCGCUCGCGCGGGACUCUACGCUGCUGGUUCAAAACGGCAUGCUGAGAUCUACCUACGACCGCCCAGAUCACGAACGUUGUCUACUCGACGGACCCCGGCCGCCGCCUGAUGUGCCGCCCCGCAACCCAACCAUGUCCCGAUUGAACGGCCGCAUCACCGGCAACCCGGCCGACUUAGUCGACUUCGAACCCUCGUGCCUCGUGCGCACACCUUCUGGAAACUUCUACGUGCCUUCAGGGGACAUACAAAAGAAUCCGUCUAUGGACUACAAGUCUAACUCGUCGUGCAGCAGUCCAGGAAAGCAAGAGAAAGGAACCUUAGAGAGGAUGGACCGGAGUGACCGGCACCCUGCCUUCGGCGUGCCCGUGCCCGUUCUCCCCGUGAGAAACAACCUCAGGGCGACCCACUUCCCCCCGGCCGCCUCCCGAUUCCACUUCAGAAAGGGGCUCUCGUCGAGGUGCUCUUGGAAGUGUACUGCCAUCGUGUUUAUAGUCUUAUUUGUCCUUCUUUUAUCUAUUGCCUCUUAUAUGUCAGCGUCCUAUUUUACUGACAACUGGUCAUAUCAAAACGCAAAACCUUGUUCAGUGUUAGUUGGUGAUUCAACGGAUAAGUUCCCAGCUUCGAAAGCGACGACACUCGAGUCAACUAACAAAUCUUUAGCAAGACCGCAUCAAAGUUCGACGUCGUCAGCCUCAGGUAAAGGGGAAAGUCACUCGCGCCCACGUAGAAGUAUAGAUGGGCAUGCUUCUUUACCUUCUGUUUCUUCCACGGAUUCUUUUACUGUAGAUGUGCAUGAAUUAAUCACUUCGCCUUCUGAGACCACUAGUAGCUUAGUGCAUGGUGUGUCUUCGGAGGAUACUGUCACACAGCAAACGGAAGUCACCAUGGUUUCUAACGAUGCUUCUGUGUCUAGCAGUGUUGGUGUUUCGGUUAAUACUGGUGAUCUAACAACUAAUAACACAGCGCUUGAAAAAAUAACGACACUCUUGCAAAAUAACGAAACUACACAGACAUCGCGGGAUACUACUAAAAUAACAACAACUACAAAACCUAAAUAUGAAUAUAAAAUUAACAACGAAAUAAAAGUGGAUCAACCUCUCGAAAUCGAACUGCAAAAUAAAAAAAAUAUCGCUUACGAACCCAAAGAUAUGCAAGGCGAUUCAUUUCCUUCGAUUUAUGCGUAUGGGUUACAAAAGCUUCGGUAUGUAAAUCUAUUUAAAAAACUUAACAAAGUAAAGGAGGAAUUACAUAUUUAUCCUCACGAUCCCACUGAAUUGGCCGCUGACCCUAAAAUAUAUCAAUACGAAAGGGACCGUAACAACCUUACUAAUAUAGAAACAAGUGCUCCGACAGACAUUCCGCCAACUACGCCUUCCACACCAGUGAGAGUAACAAAUUCAAGUACGACAGAACAAGUAACAAAUACUCCGACGGCAAGGCCAGUUAUUUUUACCACCCAUAACGCUUUUCUUAAAGACGAGCAUGUUUUAAAAAUAACACAGUCUUCACAGAGUGCUACUAACGGUACAGAUAUUGUAAAUAAAACUUGCACUACAACUGAAUCUGAAUUGAAGCCUUCCACUACUGCGCCUUCAACUCUAAAUAUUGCUACUGAAACAAAAAGUUCAGAUCCAAUACCAAGCGCCAAACAUGUCUUGAUUAAUCUAACUAUAUCUUCAGAUGAUGCAAACAAUGAUUCCUAUAAACCGCUAUAUUCAUUGACUGUAACAGUGCCUACAGUUGGCGAUAGUAAUGAAAUACCGACUAUAAAGAUAACGCCAAUCGAUACUGAGCCAACUAUGCCUACAAAUUUCAAUAAGCCGGUGACAAUAGAGAAUCCUAUAAAAACAACUAAAAACUUAGCGAAUACAGAGAAUUGGGGAGGAAGCUGCGAAUGCUCUUGUCCUGUAUGCGAUACUGUUACUACAGGUGACUUAUAUGAUGAUUAUGUAGAUAAAACCACUACCAAUAAAGCAAGUUCUGGAAUUAUGAGAGAUUCUACAGAAUCCAUGACUUAUAGAAAAAAUUUAACAUCAGACGUGCUAAUAAGAAGUACUACAGAUGAAACGAGAAUCACAGAGUCCCUAGAGACAACUUUAGAUGAUAUCUCAACGACAGUUUCCAGUAAGGAUGCAACUACCGAAUUUUCUACAAAAUUGGAUACGAUUACAACAAAAGACGUGACUACACUAGAUUCUUCAGAGUCAAACACUUUUGAUGACCUGACGACAACAGAUUCCACCAUUUUUACAACAGAAUCGGAUAUGUUUACAACUACAGGUGCUCCGAAAUGUUUAUGCCCCAAAGUAAAGCCUCCACCAAUACUUAUAUUGGAAGGUGCGCGAACGUUCCCCGCACAAUCUUUUCCUCCUGAUGGCACGACGUUUAAGCAAAUUACUUUAGGUGAAAAAUUAUCAAAAGAAAUCCCUCCAUAUAGUUACUGGAAUAUGCAAUUCUACCAAUCGGAAGCUGCUUACGUGAAGUUUGACUAUAUGAUACCCCGAGGAGCGUCCAUAGGAGUUUAUGCGAGGCGAAACGCUCUGCCGACGCAUACUCAAUAUCACUUCUUAGAAGUCCUAAGCGGAUUUAAAGCUCGAACUACUAGGGCUUCACAUCCGUCCGUAAAGAAAGAAGUAACCCACUACAUGGAACAAGGUCAUUGGUUUCUAUCUCUAUACAACGACGAUGGGGAUCCUCAGGAAAUUUCUUUCAUAGCCAUGGUCGCUGAUGACAUGACGCACAACUGUCCAAACGGAUGCUCCGGCAAGGGCGAGUGUCUUAUGGGGCACUGUCAAUGCCAGCCUGGGUUUGGAGGAGAUGAUUGCAGUGAGAGCGUGUGCCCUGUACUAUGCAGCCAAAGAGGAGAGUACAUAAACGGAGAGUGCCAAUGCAACCCUGGAUGGAAAGGCAAAGAGUGCUCAUUGCGUCACGAUGAAUGUGAAGUCCCAGACUGCAAUGGCCAUGGCCACUGCGUUAACGGCAAAUGCUCCUGUGUCCGAGGUUACAAAGGAAAGUUCUGUGAAGAAGUCGACUGUCCUCAUCCAACAUGUUCAGGCCACGGUUUUUGCAUCGAAGGCGCGUGCGUGUGCAAGAAAGGAUGGAAAGGUCUAGAUUGUGCUACGAUGGAUAAGGAUGCUCUGCAAUGCUUGCCGGAUUGUUCAGGACAUGGAACCUUCGAUGUUGAUACUCAAACCUGCACGUGCCAUGCUCGGUGGUCGGGUGAUGACUGCUCUAAAGAGGUUUGCGAUCUAGACUGCGGUCCACAUGGAAGAUGCGUCGGAGAAUCCUGCGUUUGCGAUUCAGGUUGGACAGGAGAGUAUUGCACAUCCAAACUUUGCGAUUCACGGUGCAGCGACCAUGGUCAAUGUAAAAACGGCACUUGUCUCUGCGUCUCUGGUUGGAAUGGACGUCAUUGCACAUUGGAAGGCUGCCCUAGAGGGUGUGCAGGACAUGGUCAGUGUAGAGUCGCGAAUGACGGUCAUUGGGAGUGCAAAUGCUUCGAUGGAUGGGACGGUCCAGACUGCACUACGCUGAAAGAACAAAUCUGUGAUGAUUCCAAGGAUAAUGACAAAGAUGGCUUAGUAGAUUGUGAAGACCCAGAAUGCUGCCAAAGCGCCGCCUGCAAAGGAAGCCAACUUUGCGUGUCCUCGCCCAAGCCAACAGAUAUUCUCCUCAGAAAGCAACCCCCAGCAAUCACCGCAUCCUUUUUCGAAAGAAUGAAGUUCCUCAUAGAUGAAGGCAGCCUCCAAAACUACGCCAAACAGGAAACAUUUAACGAAAGUAUGUUUUGGAAUCACUUCAACACGAGCCGUUCUGCGGUCAUAAGGGGUAGAGUGGUUACUUCUCUGGGUUCCGGUUUAGUCGGUGUAAGGGUGUCCACUUCCACGCCCUUGGAAGGGUUUACUUUAACGAGGGAGGACGGUUGGUUCGACCUCCUUGUGAACGGAGGGGGGGCUGUGACUCUUCACUUCGGGAGGGCGCCAUUCAAACGAUCCACGCAGGUCGUUUUUGUGCCUUGGAAUGAGGUUGUGAUAAUCGAUGAAGUGGUGAUGACAACAUUAGACGAUAAAGGUGGCAUGGGACCUCCUCAGGCAUGCCUUGCUCACGACUACGAUGCUAUGAAGCCUGUUGUCCUGGCCACAUGGAAGCAUGGCUUCCAGGGCGCUUGUCCUGAUAAGAGCGCUAUACUUGCAGAAUCUCAGGUGGUCCAAGAAAGUCUGCAAAUCCCAGGAACCGGCCUUAAUUUAGUCUACCAUAGCUCAAGAGCAGCAGGAUACCUCUCCACAAUCCAACUCCAACUUACCCCAGAAAAAGUCCCAGCCACAUUAGCUCUAAUACAUCUGAGGAUUACCAUUGAAGGAAUUCUUUUCGAGAAAACGUUUGAAGCAGAUCCAGUUAUUAAGUUCACAUAUCCAUGGAAUCGACUGAACGUGUAUAGACAAAGAGUAUAUGGAGUGACUACAGCAUUAGUCAAAGUUGGUUAUCAAUACACUGAUUGUAAAGACAUAAUCUGGAAUGUACAGACGACGAAAUUGAGUGGUCACGAUAUGAGUAUUUCUGACGUUGGUGGGUGGAAUUUGGAUAUCCAUCACAGAUACAAUUUCCAUGAAGGCAUACUUCAAAAAGGUGACGGUACUAACAUCUAUCUGAAACACAAACCUCGUCUCAUUAUCACCGCCAUGGGAGACGGUCGUCAGCGGGCACUUGACUGCGGCAACGAAUGUUCUGGAGCCGCAGUAAAGCAAAGACUACUUGCCCCCGUAGCACUAGUUGCAGCACCUGAUGGCUCCAUCUUUGUGGGAGAUUUUAAUCUUGUCAGGAAAAUCAACACCGAUGGCACAGUUAGAACUGUUGUCAAAUUAAAUGCCACACAGGUAUCCUACCGAUAUCACAUGGCUCUUUCACCAUUGGACGGAACGCUUUACAUUUCUGAUCCAGAGUCCCAUCAAAUCAUCAAAGUUCGCAACACUGAUGAUUUCAGCGAUCCCGAAAGAAACUGGGAAACUGUUGUAGGUUCAGGAGAAAGAUGUCUUCCGGGAGAUGAAGCACACUGCGGUGACGGUGCUUUAGCAAGAGACGCAAAAUUGGCUUAUCCAAAAGGUGUUGCUGUAUCAACUGAUAACGUUGUAUAUUUCGCCGAUGGAACCAAUAUAAGAAUGGUAGACAGAGAUGGCAUCAUCACGACAGUCAUUGGGAAUCAUAUGCAUAGAGCUCAUUGGAAACCAAUACCAUGUGAAGGAACGUUGAGUGUAGAAGAAGUUCAUUUGAGGUGGCCGACGGAACUAGCAAUCAAUCCGCUAGAUAACAGCUUACACAUCAUCGAUGACCAUAUGAUUCUACAAAUGGCUCCAGAUGGAAGAGUAAAGGUUAUUGCCGGAAGACCCCUUCAUUGCCCAUCGCCUUUGACAGGAUAUGACAUGGAACUGGCAACUUAUGCUACUCUUGUAAUGCCACAAAGCAUUGCGUUCGGUGCUGCUGGUGAUUUGUAUGUAGCUGAAAGCGAUUCGCAAAGGAUCAAUAGAGUGAGGCUCAUUACUACUGAUGGAAAAAUUUCUUUGUACGCCGGUGCUGAAUCAAAGUGCAAUUGUUUAGAAAGAGGUUGUGAUUGUUUCGAAGCAGAUCAUUUCUUAGCGUCUAACUCAAAAUUCAAUACCAUCUCAGCAGUAACUGUAAGUCCUGACGGUAUUGUCCAUAUAGCUGACCAGGCUAACUACAGAAUUAGAUCAGUUAUGGCUAGCAUUCCGGAUGCGAGUGGCGUAAGAGAAUAUGAAAUUUACGCACCAGACACGCAAGAAACUUAUAUAUUUAAUAGAUUUGGGCAACACGUAAUGACCAAGAACAUUCUCACUGGCGAAAACAACUACGUGUUUACCUAUACGGUUAACACGAGUAAUGGAAAACUUAGCACUGUGACUGACGCUGCCGGCAACAAAGUCUUCUUGCUUCGUGAUUACUCUAGUCUUGUAAACUCAAUUGAGAACACCAAGGGACAGAAGUGUAGACUGAAAAUGUCACGAAUGAAAAUGCUCCAAGAAUUGCGAACACCAGACAAUUUCAAUAUGACUUUCGACUAUCACGGCACAACGGGAUUACUCAAAGCAAAAUAUGACAGCACUGGAAGAAGUUAUAUUUACAAAUAUGACGAAUUUGGAAGAUUGACUUCGGCUGUAACUCCAACUGGAAGAAUAAUUAAUCUUACGUUCGAUUUAAGUCUGAAAGGUGCCACUGUUCUUGUAAGCGAAAACAAUAGGAAACCAGUUUCAAUACUUAUUAAAGGUUCAUCGGUAAAUACAAAGGUUGGCGAGGCCGAAACGAAGACAAUUAUUUCAACUGAUGGUAGUAUAUCGUCUAGCAUGCCAUGGGGUCAUAUCAUAUCCACCGACACCGUACCAUAUACGAUUCUAUCGGAAAUCGAUCCUAUACUGGGUGAAAGCUAUCCUGUUCCAGCUAAACAAAGAACUGAAGUCGGUGGUGAUUUAGCUAAUCGCUUCGAAUGGCGAUACUUUUUACGAAGACUGCAAUCUAAUAAAGGAAAGAGCAGCAAGGCAGUGGCCCAGAUAGGUCGUAAACUUCGAGUUAACGGAGAAAAUCUAUUGACCUUGGAAUACGAUAGAGACACGUCCACAGUUGCAGUAUUUAUGGACGAUAAAGUAGAGUUAUUGAAUGUCACCUAUGACAGAAUGGCUAGACCGGUUAAAUGGGGACCUAGAAGUGGUAUCUUUGCAGAAGUCGAACUCGACUAUGAUAGAUUCAAUAGGCUUACAAGUUGGCGUUGGGGAGAGUUAAAUGAGACCUAUGGAUAUGACAGAGCAGGAAGAUUGCACGAAAUUCGAAAUGGUGAUGGUUCUUCUUUGGCUUACUCGUUUAGAGAUAUGUUCACAAGCUUACCUCUCAAAGUUACAACGCCAAGAGGGAGUGACUAUCUCUUGGAUUACGAUGAUUCUGGUGCUCUUCAAAACCUCACUACACCAAGGGGACAUAUUCAUACAUUUGCUCUAAUGACAUCUUUGGGCUAUUUCAAGUACCAAUACUUCUCACCAAUGAAUAGGCAUCCGUACGAAAUACUGUACAACGAUGACGGUCAUAUUUUGGCUAAAAUAUUUCCUCAUCAAUCUGGCAAAAUCCUAUACGUUUACGAUAGUACUGGGAAGCUAGAAACCAUACUUGCCGGCGCAUCGGCUAUUCGAUAUGUUUACCAUGAAAAUACCCAUCUCGUGAAAAAUGUAGAAAUAUCUGACCCAGAUUACGAAUUGAGACAAGACUAUAAAUAUCAUGCAGGCAUUCUUAAAGACGAGAAGAUGAAAUUCAAUUCAAAGAGUGGACUGAAUAAUGCUCAUUUCAAAUAUCAAUAUGAUGGCAAUGCACGUCUUUCUACUAUAGACAUGAACAUCAAUAGCAAGGAAAUGCCGCAAUUAAGAUUGAAGUACAACCAAAAUCUCGGUAUCUUAGAGGGCGUAAGCGAUUUGAGAAUCUACAGAAACACAUUCAACCGUUCAGUAAUGCAAGACACAAGCAAGCAAUACUUUACGAUUACCGAUUACGAUGAUCACGGCAGAAUCAAAACGGUUCUCAUGAACAUCAAGUCAUUCGACGUAUUCCGUCUUGAACUGGAAUACGAUGUAAGGAAUCGCAUUAAAUCGAAGAAGAUGAUGAUUGGCGACACAUCGUCUAACGAACGAGUUAGUUAUAAUUACGACGGUCACCUUAUGGAGGUGGUUGGAUCCGAGGAUGAUUGGAAAUACGUUUUCGAUGAGAACGGCAACAUCAUUGGCAUUAUUGAACAUGGCGAUAAACGUUACCUCGGCUACGAUAUCGGCGAUAGAGUCGUUCAGUACGGGGAUAUUGAAUUCAGUAGCUAUGAUGGCCGUGGAUUUGUCAUACGACGCGGAGAGCAAAAAUACCGUUACAAUUCUCGUGGACAAUUUGUUCAUGCAUUUGAAAGGGAUAAGUUCCAGAUGUGGUAUUUCUAUGAUGAUAGAAACCGGCUGGUAGCUUGGAAGGAUGAUAAGGAUAACAUAACACAAUUCUUCUAUACAAACCCUCAAACACCCAAUCUCAUUACGCACAUGCAUUACCCAAAAUCAGAAAAAACUAUUCGAUUCUUGUACGACCAAAGAGAUUUCUUAACCUGCAUCGAAACAGAGGAUCAACGUUUCUAUGUGGCUACCGAUCACAACGGCUCGCCUCUUGUCAUAUUUGAUGUGAAUGGUGAAAUUAUAAAAGAAAUAAAACGCAGUCCUUUCGGAAAGAUAGUUAAAGAUACAAAUCCAGGAUUUUACUUACCUGUGGACUUCCAAGGUGGUAUAUUUGACUAUAACACCAAUUUGGUAUAUUUGGAGAACCGUUUGUACGAUCCCGUGGUUGGACAAUGGAUGACGCCAAGCUGGGAACAUUUAGCAACUAAAUUAAGUUUGCCUACAGACAUUUUCAUAUACAGAUUUAGAAAUAAUGAUCCUAUUAAUCGAGAUCAGAAUGUACCUUAUAUGACAAGUUUAUCCAGCUGGCUUCAACUGUACGGUUACGACUUAGAAAAGAUGAUGGGCGCAAAAUACAUAACUGAUAUGAUAUUCCAACCGAGGACAUCAGUUACGGCUCCUCAACUUGCUCCUGACUUUGGUGUUAUGUCUGGCCUUCAAUGUAUUAUUGAAAAGGUGAACGAUAAACUAUCCGACAUCGAAUUUGUUCCGACGCCACUACUAAAAAUGGAACCAAUCACAAGAAACCUACUUCCAAGAGUCUCCUACAAACGUGGCGUUUUUGGGGAAGGUGUUCUCAUAUCCAGAGUUGAUGGAAAAGCAUUCAUAAGCGUGGCAGACGGCGCAAACAGCGUCGUAGAAGACGUUAUAACUACUGUGUUCAACAAUUCGUAUUUCUUGGAUGUCCACUUCAGCAUUCAUGACCAGGAUGUAUUCUACUUCGUCAAGGAUAAUUCCCUGAAGAUAAGAGACGAUAUGGAAGAGCUAAGACGGUUGUCUGGCAAGUUCAAUGUAUCGCAGGACGAGACCAACGAUCAAGGUUUAGAGGUUCGAGUACAUGCAGUUGGAAAAGGUUCUGCCCAAGCGGUAAUUGUCUUGCGGUACGGAGUGGAUCCAGCACAAGAACGAAUCAAGCUUCUUAAGCAUGCUCAUAAAAGAGCAGCUGCUCGAGCUUGGGAAAGAGAGAAGGCUCUAGUAGCCGCUGGUUGGGAAGGAAGAGGAUCCUGGACCGAAGAGGAAAAGGAGGAACUCAUAUCCCACGGUAUAGUGGAUGGAUGGGCAGCCAGGGAUGUCCACUCCGUCUCUAGAUACCCACAAUUGGCAGAUGACCCAGCGAACAUAGUGUUCGUUCGCGACGGUAGAAGGAAACGAAGAAAGAGUGGCCGCGCGCGUCAUCGCUCGUGACUUCUCUAAACGUGCCAUAAAACCGCGCAAUUUUACUUUCUGCGCCAAAACAAGAUGGCGCUUGCGUUCGAAUACGCGUAGGAAGUUUUAUUUACUAUUUUUAUAGGACUGACGUUUUUGGUGGACUAUGUAUGUGAAGUUCUUGUGAUGGAAGUAGUGUAGACGCAUUUAGGUUUCCCUGGACUGAUGAAAGGAUUCUACUGAGGUGGCUCGGCUAGAAUAGGAUUUGUGAAGCGGACAAAUGGUUACAUUGGAAUCUUUAGGAAGUAGGACACUUUUGGUUUGCUUAAUCUUAGAGAAACAUACCCUUUUUAAAAUCCUAUGUUUUAUAAUACACUCUCUUAAUCGAUCUUUAAUGAAUCUCUUGAAAUAACUUACGACAGGGUAACGAGUCAUAAAAAAAAACAUUUAAAAUAACGCUUAAUAAUGAACUGAGCAUAAUAUUUUAAAAACUGAAAAUACUCAUACUCGAUCACAAUUUAACUACUAAUCAAUUUUGAUAUUAUUUUACAUUAUUUUUAAUCCUAUAUACGUACGUCGCUUAGAUUAAUGUAAUUUUUCACAAAACUCAUGUAUUCCUAACGUAUUUUAGCCAAAUAUUUCUUUCAAUCCCUACAUUUAGGUAUUUGUAAAUAAGUAAUAUUUUAUUCUUGUAGUUGUUCCUUUUGUAUUGUUAGACCUAAGGUCCUUCUAUUACUUCGCAAUA